This is a messenger RNA of Asparagus officinalis (garden asparagus), 366 nucleotides long. RefSeq lists its product as uncharacterized. Bases 1 to 366 code for a protein of 121 amino acids. NCBI's taxonomy places the organism in Eukaryota, Viridiplantae, Streptophyta, Magnoliopsida, Asparagales, Asparagaceae. The transcript has 2 exons. The record is from RefSeq and is a predicted model, not a curated record.
AUGAAGGGAGUUCAGCGAUUUGGCAGACGAGAAAAGCAUGCCCUAAGGUUCAUUGGACUAUUUCAGAUUGUGGAAUGUGUUGGAGUUGUUACAUAUCGGCUAGAUCUUUCAGCAUCGAUGCUCAAGAAGCAUUUACGUGACGAGGAGCUGCGGAGAGUGUUAGAUGUGCCCGCGAUUGAGCUUCAGGUAAAUUUGACCACUAUUGAGAUCCCAGUUCAUAUUCUUACUAAGGAGGACAGGAAACUUAGAAAUAAAGUGAUUCCAUUAGUAAAAGUUCAGUGGAAUCGGAAAGGAGCUAAGGAGGCUUCUUGGGAGGACACAGUUGCAUUUAACGAUGGAAUAUGGAUAUUAACACUUAGCUUCUAA